AAUGCAGUAGUAAGUCCCUGCAUCGCAGAAGAUUCCAUCGCUUGCAGUCAAUUUGGGGGAAUCUCAACGGAUUAUGAGUGGAGGGAGCGUUCGUGAACCACUGCAAUAAAUCACUCCUCCACCAAGCGCAAACUACCAAUCGUUUAUUGCAGAUACCAUUGGAUCGCGUCUAUUCUGCAUCUGCAUGCAUCUGCACCUGCAACCAGCAUCUGACAAGCUGACAGUCGUUCGUCUGAAUUGCACAAAAAAAGAAAAAAAGAAAAAAAAAGGAGAGAGAGAGAGAGAGAAUACAUCCAAAUGAACCACUAGCCAUGACACAUCGCAAUGACCCUGGUAGACUACUCGUCAGAUGACGACUCGGCCGCCGAAGAAGCAUCAAAGUCGGCGCCAGUAUUGAACGUUGGCGGCACUAGGGGCUCAUCAGCCUCAUUGCCGCCGCUUCCGGCUUCAUUCCAUGACCUGUAUGCCUCGACAGUUCGCACCAGCACCCGCGACGACCCAGCACUGCACCACGGGCGGUCUCGUCAGAUUCCUCACGUGGUUGGCAACUGGCCGAGCCACAUCUACAUCGAAUGGUUCCCCUCACAAGCCCAGUGCAAUGUUUUAAGCUCUCUAGUCUCAGCCUUACGGUCGGACGACCACCAAGUCGGGGCUGAGCUGCAUAGCUUCUUGACAAGCGAUCUGGGCACCCCGCUACCGCUGCACAUUAGCCUCUCGCGCCCGUUCGUGCUGACCACGGAGCAAAAGGACGUUUUCCUGUCGCGUGUGCCAGGCGCACUCCGGCUGCGAUCAUUCUCGCGCUUCGCCGUUCGUCCGUCUGCACUCUCGUGGCACAGGUCGCCAGACUCGAAUCGCGCGUUCUUGGUUCUACGGGUGCAGGAAAGCUGCGAUGGUGGCAACCUUGGCCUGACCCGACUGCUCGAAAGGUGCAAUGAGGUGGUUAGGGAGUUUGGUCAGCCGGAGCUGUACUCCGAUGGUGGAAGGGUGAUGGAUCGAUUCCAUCUGUCUGUUGCUUGGUCGUUCGUUGAUGUGACAGGGUCGCUCCAAUCUCGAACGGAUGUGGCGUAUGAAAACUUCCGGGACCAGGUGGCCGCGAUGGAGAUUCCCAUCGAGUCCGUCAAGGUCAAGAUUGGCAACAUCAUUACCAGUUUGUCGUUGGCCGACUAUGGACAGAAGCGAUCAGAGGUCGGAUCCCUCUUCAGCACGUAGUGUAUGUCGUUCAAUGAUAACCUGUCAUAUAGACCCAAGCAAACGUGCCUUUAAAAUUCCGACAUAUGUACAGUCAUGAAACCAGCAGAAAGCACAGCGAUAGUGCAUCCUGGCCCGAAUCCAGCAACUCCAGACAUAAAAUAGCCAUAAAAGUUCAAUAUAUUUUCUGCAAAGAUGCGAAAGCACCUGCAGCCAUGCUCCCA
This is a messenger RNA of Pyricularia oryzae 70-15, 1412 nucleotides long. RefSeq lists its product as uncharacterized. The transcript is spliced from 2 exons. Gene Ontology annotation, molecular function: 3'-5'-RNA exonuclease activity. Gene Ontology annotation, biological process: U6 snRNA 3'-end processing. The coding region runs from base 325 to 1209 and encodes 294 amino acids. The record is from RefSeq and is a predicted model, not a curated record. Lineage: Eukaryota; Fungi; Ascomycota; Sordariomycetes; Magnaporthales; Pyriculariaceae. Gene Ontology annotation, cellular component: nucleus.